Messenger RNA from Baudoinia panamericana UAMH 10762, 1965 nucleotides. RefSeq lists its product as uncharacterized. Gene Ontology annotation, molecular function: 7S RNA binding; protein binding; ribosome binding. Bases 1 to 1965 code for a protein of 654 amino acids. Gene Ontology annotation, cellular component: signal recognition particle, endoplasmic reticulum targeting. The record is from RefSeq and is a predicted model, not a curated record. NCBI's taxonomy places the organism in Eukaryota, Fungi, Ascomycota, Dothideomycetes, Mycosphaerellales, Teratosphaeriaceae. Gene Ontology annotation, biological process: SRP-dependent cotranslational protein targeting to membrane. The transcript has a single exon.
AUGUCAACUUCCGUACCAUCUCUCACUUCGCUACUCAAACGGGCCGAUAUCGAGGACCACGAGGAAGUGUUGAGGGCCGCCGACGCCGCAAUCAAGCAGAACAAGGCAGACGUCGAUGCGCUGCAUGCCAGGAUUGUAGCGCUACUCAAACUUGACCGCUUCGACGAUGCGAUCCGUGCGUUCGAGACGGGUGGGGAUGUAUUGAAGGAGAAGGCACGGUUAGAGUAUGCAUACGCGCUGUACAAGGCUGGUAAGCCAUUGGAAGCGGCACAGCUUGUACACGAAAGCGCAGAAAGGGGUCAUAGACACGUUGCGGCGCAAGCAAGCUACCGUACCGAAGACUUCAAGCGAGCAGCCGAGUUGUAUCAAGAUUUGACAACAACACGUGACAACGAUGCGAUCGCCGACCUACGGAUUAAUGCCGGUGCAGCGGAUGCACAGCUCGAGUGGUCGCACCAGGGAGAACUUGUCCGGAAUAAGAAGCCUGCAAGGGAAGACCUUGAGGCUUUCGAAACAGCGUACAACGCCGCCUGCGGAAGCAUAGCUAGAGGAGAGCUAGGACAAGGAGAAGUCUUAUUGAAGCGAGCCAAAGAUCUCUGUAACGCACUAACGGACCUAAGCGAGGAGGAAAAGCGGAUAGAGCUUUUACCAAUCACUGUACAGCACACAUACGUACUUACCAGACAAGGGCGGACGACCGAAGCUGAGGGGCUGGCGAAGAGUAUUGAUGUGAAUCUGAUACCAGAUUCGAGCACACGCUAUAUUGCACAUGUCAACCAAAUCGCAGCAUCGUCGACGCCGGCAAAUCCUUUCUUGGCACAGCGGCUCCUGUCCAGAGACGCUGGAGUACUCAGAGCCGACAAGCCGUUCACUUUCCAGACCAGUGCUCUUGGCCUGAACAAGUACGCCAUUGACCUGCAGUCGCUCAAGUUUGCAGGCGUGGCAGAGUCAGCGGCUGCAGUCAUUGCAAAGCACCCGGCGCCAACGCUUGAUGCAUACACUAACACUCUGGCCGUGGCCAAUGCUGCCGCGCAUGCCAAGGCCCAGGCUGGCAAGGAAGCACUCAAGCACAUUCUACCCGUAUUGGAGAAGCGUCCGAAUGACGUGGGCCUGAUACUCACAAUUGUUCAGCUGUAUGUAACCACUGGCAACUCUGGCUCAGCAAUCACAUUGCUGCAAAGCUUCCUAGACCGGCUCGAACAGUCGAGUAGUGCAGCUGACAUGGAUGUACGCUUUGCACCAGGACUAGUGGGUACCAUGGUAAGUGUAUAUGGAAGCAGUGGCAGGAGGGAGCCAGUGAGGGUAGAGUAUGCAAAAGCCGCACAGCAUUGGCGACGCAAAUCGAAAGAGCGACCAACGGGUGUUGUACAUCUUUUGAAGGCAGCCGGAGGUGCUCUCCUUGAGUCACCGGAAGCGGAGCAUCGGCACCUUGCGAAAGAGAUCCUCACCGCGCUGCACCACCUAGACAACAACGAUCGCUACGCAGCUGCUGGUCUGCUCGCUGCGUUGCCCGAUACUGCAUCCCCUGGACAGUUGUCCUCGUUGCAACCAGUCGAGCGACUUAUUGCAGGCGUGGAUAUUGAUGCGCUGGAAUCUGCUGGGAUAGCUCAGGCACCCUUGUCCGCUGAUGCUGCUGCACUCAACGCCCGGAAGAGACUGGGUGAGGACAUCAAGCCAAAGAAGCCGAAGCGGCUACGCAAGUCACGACUACCGAAAGACUACGACCCGAAUAAGAAGCCAGAUCCGGAGCGGUGGCUACCGCUACGAGACAGGAGCACUUACCGGCCGAAGGGAAAGAAGGGUAAAGCGAAGCAAAAUCUGUUCAGCCAGGGCGCGGCGCCUGCUGUAGACAGCGACGGCUCAAGGCCAGCGACACCGGGCACACCGGCUGGGGAGGUGGUGAAAGGCAAGCAGCCUGUCGGCAGUGGAGGGGCGAAGAAGAAGAAAGCCAAAGGGAAGAAGUAA